Molecule: messenger RNA, 1929 nt
Organism: Sphaerulina musiva SO2202
Lineage: Eukaryota; Fungi; Ascomycota; Dothideomycetes; Mycosphaerellales; Mycosphaerellaceae
Product: carbohydrate esterase family 3 protein
Exons: 6
Coding region: 1-1929 (642 amino acids)
Molecular function (GO): phosphatidylcholine lysophospholipase A1 activity; protein binding
Source: RefSeq, a predicted model, not a curated record
AUGCCGCCCUCCAUCCUGUGGAAGUCCUUUGUCGUUGCUAAUUGCUUUGCGAUAGCAUCCGCUUUGGCUCAUGUAGAUAUUUUCCCAUCGUCGCAGGCACAUGUCCAGUCAGAUACAGGAGGUGCAAGCACGCUGAGGCUGAUGUUUGUGGGCGAUUCCAUCACGCAUGGACAUGAAGCAGACUACACGUGGAGGUAUCGACUUUGGCAAUGGCUGCGAGAAACGGAGACUCCAUUCUCGUUUGUCGGACCAUAUACAGGCACCUGUGCUCCAGCACCUGCACUUCCCCCUCAACCGCCACGCCUACUCGAACUCCCGGUGAGAGGAGCAGAUGCUAUCGAUGACUUUCCCCGCACCGAUUGGGGCUAUGCCCGAGAGGUUCCACAGGACUUCGACGCUCACCAUUUUGCGACCUCUGGAGAUCGCGCUGACCGAGUCAAGAAAUUGAUUCAGAGUCGGGUCCAAGAGUUCACCCCAAACGUGCUUCUGAUUUUGCUGGGAUUCAACGAUCUCUCUUGGGGCGGCGCAACUCCCGAUGGUUUGAUCGCAAGCCUCAAGGAAUUAAUUGAUAAUGCUCGAGCGGCCAAUCCUACAAUCAAAGUGGCAGUGGGCAACGUCGUUCACGAAGCAUAUAGCAGCCCCAGUCUCGAGGACCGUACCACCAAGUUCAACGAACUUCUCCGAUCUACCUACACGUCUUGGAAGUUACCAGAAUCUCCUGUGUUUCAUGUCGAUGUAGCAGGCGUGUAUACAUGCGGACCGCAUCGUAAUUGCACUAGUACAGCUGAUGGGUUGCACCCGAACGAGUUAGGAUCUUACCAGAUUGCUCAUGCCUUUUCCAAGACCUUGAUUGAGGACUUCUCGAUCGGACAGCAACCCGUCCCGAUCCCGGAAACCUGGACUGAGCGAGCAGUGGAGCCUCCCACCAACGUCAAGGCAGCAAGCACCUCGAUGGGCAUCAAAGCCACCUGGGAUCGUCCUUGGGGAAUCACAGACUUCCACGUCCGGCGACGCACGGGCGGCCAGGAGUGGAUCAUCGAUUAUGGAGUGAAGGCGAACAGAACAGAUACUAUUCUGCCCGAAGCUGGCAUUGAGUACGAAUACCAGGUUCGCUCGUGCUUGGGAAGACGAUGCGGCGACUGGUCCAGUGAAUAUGCCAGCGCUCGAUCAGGAAGAAACACCGGUCCGCCCCCCGAGACCGUCAUCACUUCCCCUACCGAGCUGGGCUUCCACGUUAGCUGGUCGCCUCCCCACGAACAUGAAGCUGCAAAGUGGAACAUUACACAAUACGACGUCUCAUUUUUCAACACUCACACGAAGCAGGACGUACACGUGGGCACCCUCAACACAUCCGUCACGCUCGAGGGCCUGCCAUCGGGGGAGAUGAGUGUGGUAGGCGUGAUCUUGGACAUCUCCAUCUCCGCGUGGACCAGUCCCGAGGGUGGUGGCACCAUAUUCACUCGUGGCAGACCCGUGCUGCCAGGCGCUCUCCUCGCCCCCCACAAGCCAGGAAGUCUGCAGUCGAGAGUGAUUAAUGAGAGUGCUGUGCAACUGACUUGGGCCGCUAAUGAUGAGUAUACCGCUGGGUAUCUGGUGUAUGUCGAUGGCGAUACCAAUGGCAUUGCGACUUUGGAGACUGAGCAGGUGGUUAGGGUACCACAACAACGGACCCGUAGCACCCUUCCCGAAAUUUGCGUCUCGGCUGUCAAUGGCGAGCUUGCUUCGGAAAAGUCUUGCUUAACGGGAGAUGCAGCAGCAGUUCCCGAGUCUCCUCGUGUUGGGGAACCCGAGGGCGGUACUACUACUACUGCUACUGCUACUACGACGACGUUUCUUGCUCCGAUUUUGACGUUGUUGAUUUUGGCGUCACUCGUCGUGAGUAUGCUGCGGUGUGUCCAAGGUGGAUCGGAUGGUGAAAUCUAUAAAUGA